Carlito syrichta (Philippine tarsier) is the source of this 600-nucleotide messenger RNA. RefSeq names its product acylphosphatase 1 (gene ACYP1). The transcript has 3 exons. The coding region runs from base 91 to 390 and encodes 99 amino acids. The record is from RefSeq and is a predicted model, not a curated record. Gene Ontology annotation, molecular function: acylphosphatase activity. Lineage: Eukaryota; Metazoa; Chordata; Mammalia; Primates; Tarsiidae.
CUUCCGGGCGGGCUGUUGGCACGGGAGCGGCCGUUGGCUGGGGGCUUCAGCGGGUCUUGGUGGCCGAGCGGAGACGCGAGGGGUGCGAGCAUGGCCGAAGGGGACACCUUGAUCUCGGUGGAUUAUGAGAUUUUCGGGAAGGUGCAGGGGGUGUUUUUCCGCAAGUACACUCAGGCUGAAGGUAAAAAGCUGGGAUUGGUAGGCUGGGUCCAGAAUACUGACCAGGGCACGGUGCAAGGACAGUUGCAAGGUCCCAUCUCCAAGGUGCGUCAUAUGCAGGAAUGGCUACGGACAAAAGGAAGUCCCAAAUCGCACAUUGACAGAGCAAACUUCAGCAAUGAGAAAGUCAUCUUAAACAUGGAUUACUCAGACUUCCAAAUUGUAAAAUAAUGGCCUGAAUUUAAAUUUUCUAGGAUUAAACUCAGUGGUUUGGUUUUUGUUAAUAGAGACAGAACUAUUGUGUGUUCAAUAUUAGCGUUUGUUAGUAAGUUAUUUUAGUAUCAGAUAUUUGAAUGUUACUAUAUAUUAUGUAUAUGAUGAAAGGAUUACAGCUGUACACAAUUUUAUUUAAUAAAAACACAAUGGAACCUUCUGCUUAGA